Molecule: messenger RNA, 983 nt
Organism: Cantharellus anzutake
Lineage: Eukaryota; Fungi; Basidiomycota; Agaricomycetes; Cantharellales; Hydnaceae
Exons: 2
Coding region: 145-684 (179 amino acids)
Source: RefSeq, a predicted model, not a curated record
UUACCGCAUAAGGCAGAAGCAGCCGUGGUUUCAAGCUACUUCAUCACAUACCUACAUGCAUAAGCCGCAGCCGACCGCGAAGGGCCCGACUCCGCGUGUCUGUCUUGUCCGACUGUGUCUCUCACGACAAAGCAUCGACCCACCAUGAUGGACACUGACACACACAGAAUGUCUCUCAUCUCUAGGAGACUAUCGACCCUCUGGCCAAAGAUUACUUCCUCUUCCCGAAAGUUAUCAUCUUCGCUCGCCGAUUUAUGUUCCUACAUUCAAUCCACUCCCGAUGCCCAUCUAUCUCCAAUCAAAGAGCUGGCCAUUAGGAAAGAGGAUGACGGUGUUCGGCACGAGUUCCUACUUUUGCGGCUAGCAAAACCGACUGGGGAAGAAUUCUGGGUGCGUCUGGAAAGAAAGGGGCCAACGGGCACUCUCAGCAGGCUCAUGUCCAGUGAAUGGGAAGCGAACGACGUAGCAAUUCUCUCUGGGAAACGCAGCUCCCUGUUAGGUAGAGCGAAGAGUGUGGAGAAGACAAGGAUUAUUUUUCGCGUCCCACCUUCGCUGAACGACUUGCUUCGUGUUCUCAAUGCACUCAGGAAGGAAUCAAAAUCUUAUCAAUUAUGGCCGGUGCGGAACAAUCUUUUGCUGCAUCGCUCAUCAUCGAUAACACUGUUGGUGUUUCUAAAUUGCUAGGAAAAUUGUUACUUUUUUGCGUCUGUAGUCACCGAAUACCUAUACCAUCUCGAUGAAAGCGCUGAACUUGUCGGGACUUUAAGAUGGCUUGAUCUUGGAGGCGAAACACGUCGAAAAAUUCAACAAUGCAUCGCCUCAUAUGAGGCUUUCUCCGUCCACGAUCUCGAAGUAGAAUUGAGAAGCAGUCUCGCAGGCGGAGGUGCUGGAGGUGGUGGCGUCAAGCGGAUCCUUGAAUCUUGGACACUAAUACGUAAUCCAGCAACUUCAUCAUCAUCAUCUUCCAAUUCAUCUAUCCCCGG